Olea europaea var. sylvestris is the source of this 943-nucleotide messenger RNA. Its product is annotated as transcription factor UNE12-like. The transcript has 2 exons. Bases 172 to 783 code for a protein of 203 amino acids. Lineage: Eukaryota; Viridiplantae; Streptophyta; Magnoliopsida; Lamiales; Oleaceae. The record is from RefSeq and is a predicted model, not a curated record.
CCGUUUCUCUUUCUUGUUCGCUCUGACCGAAUGGCUGCUGUGUGGAAAAAGUAGAAACUGCUUCUUCAACAAAUCAAUUCUCUUUCUCAUUCUCUUUUUCAUUUACGCAACACAGUUGCGUAUAUGCAAUUUUGAAGUUCACGCACCAAACAGCGAUCCACAACUCAGGCCAUGGCAAACAACACGGGAGAGGUUACAUCCAACGACUUUCUGGACCAAAUCCUUGGUUACGCGGGGACAGACGAAGUCGCAUCUCAGGCUCCGAUGAUGAUGCAGUUAAACUCCGGAAACAGCUCGAUGCACCUUGGUGGAGUUGGCGUUGGACUCGGAGGUUCUUAUGGAGGUGGGGCUGGCGGAGGGUUUCCGUUGGGGUUGAGCUUGGAGCAAAGGACAGGAGGAUUUAUGAAAAUGGAUGAUGCUUCAAGUAGUGGAAAGAGAUUCCAUGACGACGUCGUUGAUUCCCGAGCUUCCUCUGCCGUUAGGCCGGGUUUUCAUGGACAGCCAAUGCCUGGUACGGCUCCUUUAGUGCAGCAUCCACCUGCAAGUCGCCCAAGGGUGCGUGCUAGACGAGGACAAGCCACUGAUCCACACAGCAUAGCUGAGAGGGUAUGCAUAAUUUAUAGUUGUUACUAUAAAACGGCGUCUAGAAUUCAGUUUUCCGCAUAUAUCUGGCCACAUGAAUCUCAAGGAGUCUACCAAGACUACCAAGUUUUGUGUCCAUAUGGUGUUAAAAAAAAUAAUUACUACGUAGUUAGGCACUUAUACUGUUACAAUGGGAUAUAACAAGACAACUUUAUUCGUUGAAGGUUUUGUACUGCUCGCCAGAUGAUUUUUUUAACGAUGUUCUCUGGUUAAAUUUGUAGUCUUGAAUAAUUAUUUUGUUAGGAAAUUCUUCUGUAACAAUUGAUUGUUGCUGAGAUGUAAUGGAUUUAUUUUGAGUUAA